UUUCCCAGUCCUUUAAAGAACACCCUUUUUUUCAAUUUCCCAGUUUCAAAUAUUAUUGGGAUCUAGGGUUCUUGGUUGUUCAAACCUUUGGUCAAUUCAAUAUUGGUCAUUAAAUCAAGCGGUUGUGGUUUUCUUUCUCCUCCGCAUUCUCGCCAUGCCACCUCGCGCAUCUAAGCGAAAGACGGCCCCACCCAACUCCUCAUCCGUCACAUCAUCCGACGGUCGUUCUGUCUUGAGUAAAGCUAAAACAAAGGGGCUGGAAAAGAUAGUUCGUCUGUUCAAUUCAUAUGCAAAUAGUUCAUCAGGCAUGAUUGAUCCGGAUGGUAUUGAAGCACUCUGUUCAGAUCUAGGAGUGGACUACACUGAUGUGAGGAUAUUGAUGCUUGCUUGGAAAUUAAAAGCUGCAAAGCAGGGCUUCUUUACCCAGGAUGAGUGGCGAACUGGCAUGAAAGCAUUGGGGGUUGAUUCUCUUAGCAAACUAAAAAAGGCACUUCCUCAGCUGGAGAUCGAGGUGCGGAAGCCCAAAAUUAUGAGGAUUCUAUACCUAUGCAUUUCAAUAUUGCCUAACAGGUUUGCCCUUUAA
Molecule: messenger RNA, 583 nt
Organism: Hibiscus syriacus
Lineage: Eukaryota; Viridiplantae; Streptophyta; Magnoliopsida; Malvales; Malvaceae
Product: DCN1-like protein 4
Exons: 6
Coding region: 155-583 (142 amino acids)
Biological process (GO): protein neddylation; positive regulation of ubiquitin-protein transferase activity
Cellular component (GO): ubiquitin ligase complex
Molecular function (GO): cullin family protein binding; ubiquitin-like protein binding; ubiquitin conjugating enzyme binding
Source: RefSeq, a predicted model, not a curated record